AAAACACAGCAAUAAAUCUGGAUCAGUAAAACAUAUUUAAAAAUGCUACCUUUAAGAUUGCUUUCAAGAUUUUCUCGCACUUGUGCAACUUGGUCAAAAACACAAAAUCAAGUGUUACAAAGGGAAAAAUUAUUGUCCCGAAAGUUUUUUGAUGACUUUCCAAAAUUUUUGCCAAUAUUGCUAGAUGCUUCUUUAUCAAAAACAAAGAUUAUUGAAAACGUAUCAGUAAGAAAUCGUAUCAAAAAGAUAGCUGAAUACAACACUCUUGAGAAAAAACCCGUAGAGGCAGAACUGAUGUUGAUCUCCUAUGAAAUGUUAGAGAAGAAUACUAAUAAAAGUGCGGAGUUUCAACAUCAAGCGUAUGUUAUAGGCUCAGCUCUAGAAAUGAUUCAAUCGUAUUUUAUAAUACUAGACGAUAUGCAGGACGGUGGUAAGAUCAGAUGCAACAAGCCAUGUUGGCAUCUACUUCCUGACGUAGGCAUGACCGCGGUGAACGACGCCAGUUUGUUUAGAAGCUUCAUAACCGAUGUCGUCAGACAAAAUGUACCUGAACCAUUAUUUUCACAAGUUAUGCAUAUUUUUGACACGAUUUACUACACAUUAGAAAUUGGACAACUGAUCGAUGCACAGUUUGUUAAAGCUAGAAACUAUGAUGAUUACACGUUAGAAAAUUUUGACGCGAUGAAUAAAUAUAAAUCCUCAUUCUAUUCGGUGAAAUCACCAAUACUUCUAGCGCUUGCUUUGUGCAACAAAUUGAAUAGCGAGUCUUUUGCUAUUGUUGACGAUUUGGGCACUGAUCUAGGAAUUCUGAUACAAAGUCACAACGAUUUAAUCGAUUACUUGGACGUUGACGAAUCAGUAGCGAGUAAAUCAGGGCAUGACAUUCAGAAUGGCAAAUGUUCUUGGCCAGCUGUUGCCGCUCUAAAGUUAUGCAAUCCCGAGCAAAGGAAAAUCUUCAAUAAAUGCUACGGAAGUUGGGACCCGAAAGACGUUCAGCAAAUAAGAAAGAUAUACGACGAACUAUCGUUAACCGAAGUUUACCGCAAGGAAGAACAAGCUCGUUAUGACAAUUUUCUACGGAAAGUCCACAAUCUACCAAAAGAUUCAACGCCAUCUAUCGAAUUUUUCUUAGAGAUAUUUAAAAAUUUCCGUGGUUAUACUGAAAAUUUACAAAAAUAUAUGCACGAAUGAUAUUGUUGAACUGUUAUAUUGCAAGAAUUAGAUUACUAGGUAUAUUGCUAUUAAAAAGUUAUGUGGGAGUAGUCCUCAAGUAGACUAGAUUUAAGGUGUUUAUCAACAAGCUAAUUUAACGCAUCAACAGUAAUCAAUGCAACAUCAAAUAAUUGUUUAAAGGACGAUUUUAAUAGAAAAGGUAA
Messenger RNA from Papilio polytes (common Mormon), 1376 nucleotides. RefSeq names its product farnesyl pyrophosphate synthase-like. The transcript is spliced from 6 exons. Gene Ontology annotation, molecular function: dimethylallyltranstransferase activity; (2E,6E)-farnesyl diphosphate synthase activity. NCBI's taxonomy places the organism in Eukaryota, Metazoa, Arthropoda, Insecta, Lepidoptera, Papilionidae. Gene Ontology annotation, cellular component: cytoplasm. The coding region runs from base 43 to 1191 and encodes 382 amino acids. Gene Ontology annotation, biological process: trans, trans-farnesyl diphosphate biosynthetic process. The record is from RefSeq and is a predicted model, not a curated record.